AUGCCUUUCACCAAGCAAGUUAAGAACAGCGCGUACUACAGUCGCUACCAGACCAAGUACAAGCGUCGUCGUGAGGGAAAGACCGACUACUAUGCCCGUAAGCGCUUGAUCACCCAGGCCAAGAACAAGUACUCGGCCAGGAAGCACCGCUUGGUGGUUCGUUUUACCAACCGCGACAUCAUCACCCAGAUUGUCUACUCUGAAAUCACCGGUGACAAGGUCAUCGCCUCCGCUUAUGCCCACGAAUUGAAGCGCUAUGGCAUUGAGCACGGUUUGACCAACUGGUCCGCUGCCUACGCCACCGGUCUGCUUCUCGCUCGCCGUCUCCUCAAGAAGCUUGAGCUCGACGAAACCUUCGAGGGUGUCGAGGAGGCUGACGGUGAAUACACUUUGACUGAGGCUGCCGAAACCGACGAGGGCACCCGCCGCCCCUUCAAGGUUUUCUUGGAUGUCGGUCUCGUCCGUACCUCCACUGGUGCCCGUGUCUUCGGUGCCCUGAAGGGUGCUUCUGACGGCGGUCUUUUCGUUCCCCACUCCGAGAACCGCUUCCCCGGUUACGACAUCGAGUCCGAGGAGCUUGACGCCGAGACUCUCCGCAAGUACAUCACCGGCGGCCACGUCGCUGAGUACAUGGAGGGCCUUGCUGACGACGACGAGGAGCGCUUCAAGUCUCAGUUCUCCCAGUACAUCGAGGACGAGAUCGAUGCUGGUGACCUCGAGGACCUCUACCUCGAGGCCCACAAGGCCAUCCGCGAGGACCCAUUCAAGAAGGACGAGAGCGAGGGUCCCAAGAAGAGCAAGGAGGAGUGGAAGGCUGAGAGCAAGAAGUACCGCGCCACCAAACUUAGCCACGCCGAGAGGCAACAGCGCGUGCAGGAGAAGAUCCGCGAGUUGGCUGCUUAG
Talaromyces atroroseus is the source of this 903-nucleotide messenger RNA. Its product is annotated as 60S ribosomal protein L5. Gene Ontology annotation, molecular function: 5S rRNA binding; structural constituent of ribosome. Gene Ontology annotation, cellular component: ribosome; cytosolic large ribosomal subunit. Gene Ontology annotation, biological process: ribosomal large subunit assembly; translation. NCBI's taxonomy places the organism in Eukaryota, Fungi, Ascomycota, Eurotiomycetes, Eurotiales, Trichocomaceae. The transcript has 5 exons. The record is from RefSeq and is a predicted model, not a curated record. The coding region runs from base 1 to 903 and encodes 300 amino acids.